CCCCGUCUUUCUUGGAAUGCGAUGUACUCUGUCAUUUCGAAGAAACACAUUCGUUUAAUGUCAUACUUCCAUUACAAAAGAAAUAGUGUGAUUUUUGUUUUCGUCUCAGAAAAACAUGACAACGCUUGGAUAUGAUAUUGCUACUAGUCUAACAAACUGGCGACAGGCAAACACAGCGUCUGGACUUCUUGAGCAACUCUGCAUGAGUGGGACGCUUGCAGAUAUCUAUUUCGUAUUUCCGAGUCGCGAGGGACAACAAGAUUCACUUCCGGCACAUAAGUUUGUACUUGCCAUGCGCAGUCCAGCUUUUGAAAACAUUUUUUUCGGACCGGAUGCCGAGAAACAAGAGUCAGAAAUAAUAGUGAGAGAUAUUCGAGCUACAACAUUUAGGACCAUACUAAGGUACAUUUACACGGAUUGUGUAGAAUUUGACGGCAAUACUGUCCUACACGUGUUAUAUGCAGCGAAAAAAUACGAUUUGGGAAAUUUAGUAUUAGAAUGUGAACAUUAUUUGCAAACCGCCAUCGACGUGAACAACGCGUGCUCCAUGUUUAACCAAGCAACAUUUUAUGAAAUGGAUCUUCUACAGGCUAAAUCUCUAGAGUUCAUUUGUAUGAACGCAAAUGAUGUUUUUGAUACAGACGACUUCCUAAAGCUAACACCAUUAUCUUUACUUGCGAUAUUAAAGGCGGGAAAUUUAGGCGUUGAAGAGGAGAUGGAUGUAUUCAAAGCGGCAAUAAAAUGGGCGGCACAUCACUGUGAGAAAAAAGGAUUCGAACCUACAGCCAAGAACCAGCGUGCUUGGCUAGGAGAGGCGCUCUAUAGGAUAAGAAUGCCGAUAAUACCGGUUCAGCAAUUUACGGAAAGUGUUGUUCCAACCGGACUUCUUACAAACGAAGAACAAGUAGAAUUAUAUAUGCAUAUGACGUCACACAGGAACGCUGACGCAGACGAAGACACAGUAGAACAUGUCGGAAAAUUUGACGCCAUGCAUCGACCCGGAAGUGUGUUCGAACUAAAACUUCCCCUGUCAGGCACAGAUAAUGUUAAAAAGUGUUUAACCGCUGCGUGUCAGAUUCUUUUAGUUGCAGAUAAACCAUUACGCCUUAGGAAAGUCACCUUAUUCUACAGCUCUAAACAAUAUGAACAAAACAUUGUGGUAACAGUUACAAAUAUGAAAGAUAAAUCAUUUGUGAGACCAAGACUUGAACCUGUGCCGCCAAACGGACCCAUAUCGUUCGCAGAAGGCGUAUACCUCGCUGCAAACACGCAAUAUAACAUAGCAAUAACCUGUAUGAUAUACAGAGGUGACGUCAAAGCGUUAGAAUACACGGACACGCAACGCGGCGUUCUCUUGAACAUUAGUAGUGUUUUUAAUUCUAUUUCAUCGAUACAUUUGUCUAGAGUUCAUUCAACUUAGUUUUACAAUGAACCAGAUUUAAGACCGUUAUUUAGGAUUAAAUUGACAUAUUCCUAGAUUUCCCAUAAUAUGUGUGCUAACGACUUUUGCGUAAGAAACUUUUUUUUUAAUUUUAAAAUGCUAAAACUGGAAAUUCUGCAAAAGAGAAAAUGGACAGCACUGAUAAUGAAGAUUUAUCAUUAACGUCUCUAGCGUUCAGAGAUUUACAAAAGUUAUUUUUAUAGAUGCACGUAUAAGUUAUUUAGGCGUCAUAUAAGUUUGAUAUAGUAUUUUGUCGCGCAUGUGCAAUCUGCGUAGGGCAAAAAGAGCAUCGCCCUACUAAAAAUAUAAUAGAAGUUCAUAGACAAUUCCGUGUUAGUAUAAAAAGUAUAAAACAAUACGAAAUAGCUUUUAACAAAACCAUAAAAGAUGCCUUUACAGCUUUGUGGCCAAGUUUGCCAUUAAAAGGCAUGUAAAAGACGAUUGUUUAAGAAAUCUCUCUAACGAUCACGGACCUGACAUUGAUUGUUUCAAAAAUGUGGAAAUA
Ruditapes philippinarum (Manila clam) is the source of this 1946-nucleotide messenger RNA. Its product is annotated as BTB/POZ domain-containing protein 6-B-like. Bases 116 to 1420 code for a protein of 434 amino acids. Gene Ontology annotation, molecular function: protein binding. NCBI's taxonomy places the organism in Eukaryota, Metazoa, Mollusca, Bivalvia, Venerida, Veneridae. The record is from RefSeq and is a predicted model, not a curated record. The transcript is spliced from 2 exons.